Lolium rigidum is the source of this 2756-nucleotide messenger RNA. Its product is annotated as RNA polymerase II C-terminal domain phosphatase-like 2. The record is from RefSeq and is a predicted model, not a curated record. Bases 34 to 2244 code for a protein of 736 amino acids. NCBI's taxonomy places the organism in Eukaryota, Viridiplantae, Streptophyta, Magnoliopsida, Poales, Poaceae. Gene Ontology annotation, molecular function: RNA polymerase II CTD heptapeptide repeat phosphatase activity. The transcript is spliced from 17 exons.
UCCGCCGCGGCGGCGCCCGCCAGGCAGGUCACCAUGCGGAUGUUCCACGGCGACGUCUCCCUCGGCGACGCCGAGGUCUUCCCGAUCAAGCCCGGGCCCGACGCCGCGCUGCCCUUCCCCAGCAACGAGAUCCGCGUCAGCCACCUCUCGCCCGCCAGCGAGCGCUGCCCGCCGCUCGCCAUCCUCCAGACCAUCGCGCCCUUCUCCGUGCGAUGCAAGCUCCAGGCCAAGACGCUCCCGCUCAACCCCAGCAUCCACCGCCUCUACCUCACAUGCUUCAACGAGUACAAGAGCGCGGUGGUGGUGGUCGGGGACGAGGAGCUGCACCUGGUGGCGAUGCCGAGCAAGGCGGUCAACGUGCCCUGCUUCUGGUGCUGCGCCGUGCGCGCCGGCCUCUACGCCUCCUCCGUCGGGAUGCUCAACCUCCGCUGCCUCGCCAUCGUCUUCGACCUCGACGAGACCCUCAUCGUCGCAAACACCGUCGCAUCCUUCGAGCGCCGCAUCGGGGACCUCUCACACAAGAUGGAGGCCGUGGACGACCCCGGCAGGGUGGCGGCCAUGUCCGCCGAGAUCAAGCGAUACAUCGAGGACAGGGCGCUUCUAAAGGAGUUCAUCGACAAGGAUACCGUUACGGAUAAUGGCAGGAUCCUAGUGGCACAGAAGGAGGAGGUGCAGCCUAUUGGUGCCCAGGACCGGCUUCUGCGGCCCGUCAUCCGCCUACCGGAGAGGAACGCCAUUCUCACCCGCAUCAAUCCAGAGAUCCGCGAUACUAGUGUUUUUGUAAAGCUAAGGCCUGCCUGGGAAGAUUUGAGAAGUUAUCUAACUGCCAAGGGACGCAAGAGAUUCGAGGUCUAUGUAUGUACGAUGGCUGAAAGAGAUUAUGCUCUUGAGAUAUGGAGGCUUCUUGAUCCAGAAGCUAAUUUAAUCAGCUUGAAUAAUAUUUCAGAACGUGUAGUAUGUGUAAAACCAGAUUCUAGUAAGUCUCUGCAGCAUGUUUUUAAAAACGGAGGAUGCCAUCCAAAGAUGGCCAUGGUGAUUGAUGACAGGCUGAAGGUCUGGGAUGAGAAAGACCAGCCUCGAGUCCAUGUUGUCCCUGCAUAUGCUCCAUACUAUGCCCCACAGGCUGAGACGGCGAAUGCUGUUCCAGUGCUUUGUGUUGCGAGAAAUGUUGCUUGCAAUAUUCGUGGUGGUUUCUUCAGGGAGUUUGACGAAAAUCUAUUGAAGAAAGUGUUUGAACUAUUAUACGAAAACGAGUUAUUGGAUCUUCCAUACGCUCCAGAUGUCGGCGACUACUUAGUCUGCGAGGACACUAGUUUUGUACCAACCAACAAAGAUCCUGCCCCUAUACCUGAGGGUAUGAGUGGAGCUGAAGUGGAGAAGAGGUUGAAUGGACGGGCACAUCAGGUGGACCAAAAACAGAUAUCUUCUUCAACCCCUAUACCUGAGGGUAUGAGUGGAGCUGAAGUGGAGAAGAGAUUGAAUGGGCGGGCACAUCAGGUGGACCAAAAACAGAUAUCUUCGUCAACCCGUUCAUCAGAUGACGUGCGAGUGGCACCGCGAGGCAAUCUAGCUGGUUCAAAUGUCGAAUCCAAUGGAGGCUCACUGCCAAUAACCCCUUUAUUGUUUGUCUCGGUAUUACAAGAAAUUGGGCGACUAUGUAACUCUAAGGUGGAGUUUAGGUCUACAGUAAGCAGCACUGGCAAAAGUACGCAAUUUUCAGUUGAGGUUCUAUUUAGUAACGAAAAAGUUGGAUCUGGCACUGGAAAAACAAGGGAGGAGGCCCAAGUGCAAGCUGCCGAAAAGGCUCUCCAAAAUUUGCAAAGCAAUUACUUGUCAUUUGUUGCUCCUAUGGCUGGGGUUCUUAAUAAAGACACAAGCAAGUCUCCUGGGGGUGGAAAUGGCUUUCUGGAAGACGAUAUCGAUGCAGAUGGUGAUACUUCUAUGAAAGAACUAUCUGGAAGUACACCAAUUGUGGAUAGGUUGUCCUCUGUUAUAAGUCUUCUUAGAGAACUUUGCGUGGAGGAUCAGCAUGUAAUAUUUCGAGAUGAAGUCCAGAAUCCUGGCUCGGCAAUCAACGAAGAAUACCAUUUUCAGGUUGAACUUGCAGGACAGAUACUUGGGAUUGGCAUUGGUGCCAACAGAGAUUUUGCGAAGCUUCAGGCUGCAGAAGAGGCCCUGAGAUUCCUGGAAACAACUACUGACCCACAGAUCAAGAAGCAUUUGAGACCAAUAAGAUGCAGUUGAACUCCUCACCCUUUCCUCAUCCCCCCAACUGUACCAACCAAAUGAGUUGAAAGAAAGUUGGAAUGUGAAACCAGCUUCGCACUUAAUCAUUCCAUGUACAAAAUGGUCGCAUGUGACUGAUUUACCGGAAGCACCUCUCUGUGAGUACGGCUGUCGCCUCCUCAACCAGGAUGUGUGUAUCCACUGUUGGUACUCGUAGGCUUGGAUAUGCAACUUUUGGAGAUGGUACAUAUACAAAGCGGGACAUGAGGCUUUCUUGAUUCUUUUGACUACCUUCCCCGGAGAAUCUUCUCGUAGACUAUUUGCCUCCGCAGUGCGCACAACAGCAGAUGUACUUAUCAGGAUAAGAUACUGGCAUGGUUGGCUGUAAACAAGUAGGAAUGUAGAAGUUAGUUGUGAGUAUUAUUACCAGUUCCGGAUGCAGUUGUAAAUUGUUUAGGGGCAUUAAAUCUGCAAUGCUAAUGCUGAUUUUUCAAGUUUAUAUAUGUUUAGGAGCAUUAAAACGGUGUUAA